UCUUUCAAAGACUAUCGUUCCCCAAUCUGUUACUGAUGCAUUAGAACCUAUUAAACAUGAUGAUGCUGCUGUAAAAGAGUAUGGAAUAAAGUUGGCCGUCGAAAUGAUUAGGAAGAUGUAUGAUAAUGGAAUAAGUGGCUUCCAUUUUUAUACAAUGAAUUUAGAAAGGUCUACUAGAUUAAUCUUAGAAGCCUUACAAUUUGUCGCUCCUGUAGAAAAAGUUAAACCAUUACCCUGGUGUCCGUCUCUUUCAGCUAAACGUAAAAAGGAAAAUGUACGCCCCAUAUUUUGGAGAAACCGCAUUAAAAGUUACGUUACUCGUACUGAAGCUUGGGAUGAAUUCCCUAAUGGAAGGUGGGGGGAUGCGAGAUCUCCGGCCUUCGGUGAACUCGAUGGUUAUGGUGUAUCUCUUAAACAAACCAAAGAAAAUGUUCUUGAAUUAUGGGGAUAUCCUAAUUCAAUGAAUGAUAUUUAUAACAUAUUCGUGCGAUAUUGUCGUGGUGAGCUGGUUUAUCUACCUUGGUCCGACCAAUCCCUCGCGCAGGAAACUGAUAUAAUCAAGGAUCAAUUGGCCUAUAUCAAUUCAUUGGGUUAUUUAAGUAUUAAUUCACAGCCUGCCGUUAAUGGCGUCCGCAGUGAUCAUAAAGUUUUUGCUUGGGGUCCUAAAAAUGGUUAUGUAUAUCAAAAGGCUUACCUGGAAAUUUUUGUCUCUCCGACUCAACUUGAUUCUCUUAUCGCAAAAAUAAAGCGCGAC
Messenger RNA from Racocetra persica, 754 nucleotides. Lineage: Eukaryota; Fungi; Glomeromycota; Glomeromycetes; Diversisporales; Gigasporaceae. The record is from the annotation of a GenBank genome assembly.